Hordeum vulgare subsp. vulgare (domesticated barley) is the source of this 2012-nucleotide messenger RNA. Its product is annotated as protein NRT1/ PTR FAMILY 6.2. Gene Ontology annotation, molecular function: transmembrane transporter activity. The transcript is spliced from 2 exons. Gene Ontology annotation, biological process: transmembrane transport; oligopeptide transport. The coding region runs from base 138 to 1862 and encodes 574 amino acids. The record is from RefSeq and is a predicted model, not a curated record. Gene Ontology annotation, cellular component: membrane. Lineage: Eukaryota; Viridiplantae; Streptophyta; Magnoliopsida; Poales; Poaceae.
AGGUCGUCGAUCCAGCAAGCGAAGAACUUGCAAGCACUAGCAGUCGUCUUCUUCUUCCACUAGUAUAUUCUCCUGCAAGGAUCGAUCGAUACAUCUUGUCCUUGUUCGUUCGACCUCAAGCUAGCUAGCUACCACAAAUGGGUGGAAAAAUGGAGAUUGAGAGGUCGUGGAGCGAGGACGGCAACCUGGUUCAGGACGCGGUGGACUACCGGGGUUGCCCGGCCGACAGGUCCAGCACCGGCAGCUGGCUCGGAGCGGCAUCCGUGGUCGGGAUCGAGCUCUGCGAGCGGCUGGCCACCAUGGGAAUCGCGGUGAACCUCGUCACGUACCUGACGGACACGAUGCACCUGCCCAGCGCCGACUCCGCCAACGUCGUCACCGACUUCAUGGGCACCUCCUUCCUCCUAUGCUUCCUCGGCGGCUUCCUCGCCGACGCGUUUCUCGGCCGCUACCUCACCAUCGCCAUCUUCGCGCUCGUCCAAGCACUCGGCACCGGACUCCUCGCGGUGUCCACGACCGUGCACCAGCUCCGGCCACCACCGUCCGAGGAGGCCACGGGCCUGCAGAUGGGCGUGCUGUACAUGUGCCUCUACCUCAUCGCGCUUGGCACCGGCGGCCUCAAGUCCAGCGUCUCCGGCUUCGGCACCGACCAGUUUGACGAGCGCGACGACCGCGAGCGUGCCGCCAUGGGAUACUUCUUCGACCGAUUCUUCUUCUUCAUCAGCCUAGGCACACUUCUCGCCGUCACCUUCCUCGUCUACAUCCAGGACCAUGUCGGCCGGAGCUGGGCCUACGGCCUCUGCUCUGGCGCCAUGCUCAUCGCCAUCGCGGUCUUCCUCUCGGGCACCAAGAGGUACCGGUACAAACGGAGCUCCGGGAGCCCGGUCGUGCACAUCCUCCAAGUCCUCGUCGCUGCCGCCCGGAAGCGCGGCCUCAAGCAGCCGCACACUGCCGCCGCGCUCUAUGAGGACCGCCCCGAGCACGCCAGGAUCCACCACACCGACCAGUUCCGGUGCCUGGACAGCGCUGCGGUGAUGGCCGGUGAGGAGGACAACGAGAUGGGGCCAGACGGGCGGCCCACACCGAACCCCUGGAAGCUGUGCUCGGUGUCCCGCGUGGAGGAGGUAAAGAUGGUGGCGAGGCUGAUGCCGGUUUGGGCGACGACCAUCUUGUUCUGGACCAUCUACGCUCAGAUGAUCACCUUCUCGGUGGAGCAGGCGACCACAAUGGACCGGCGCAUCGGCGGCUUCGAAAUCCCAGCCGCAUCGCUCACCGUCUUCUUCGUCGGCGCCAUCAUGCUGACCCUCGCCGUCUACGACCGCGUAUUCAUCCCUCUAUGCCGAAACCUCACCGGCCGGCCGGGGUUCACCAACCUCGAAAAGAUCGGCAUCGGCCUGGUCCUGUCCAUCGCCGGCAUGGUCGCUGCCGCCGUCACCGAGAAGAAGCGCCUCACCGUCGCCUCCACGGCCACCACCAUGAACGGCACGGCGCUGCCGAUCACCGUGUUCAUGCUGAUUCCGCAGUUCCUCCUGGUGGGCGCGGGCGAGGCGUUCAUCUACACGGGGCAGCUGGACUUCUUCAUCACGCGGUCGCCCAAGGGCAUGAAGACCAUGAGCACAGGCCUCUUCCUCACCACGCUCUCCCUCGGCUUCUUCCUCAGCAGCGCCCUCGUCUCUCUCGUCAGGGGCGCAACCACAUGGCUCGGUGACACCAUCAAUCACAGCCGCCUCGAUUACUUCUACUGGCUCCUCGCCGUUCUAGGGGCUCUCAACCUGGCCGCUUACCUCCUAUGCGCCAUGUGGGCCACGCCGGCCGCCGGCAGCAAGGCAGAGCAGCAACCGCAUCCCGACGAGAAAUGCUAGCUAGUUGGUGCAUGCUAUCGUUCAUUACUGGAUGUGCAUAUAGAUCCAUCCGGUCUGGGUGUCCAUGCAUGUAACUUCCAUGUACGUCCGUAUGUGACAAACUUGUUCAUUGCAGUUCAUCGUUGAAAAUAAGAGGAAAAUUACUAAUAA